AUGUGCAGUUUAACACCGUUAAAAUCAACUCAAACUAUACCACACCCGCAUCCUUAUCCGCCAUCAGACCCGGAAACCGGUAGCACCAAUAGGGAUAAGGAACAUAGGGGAUCAACAGUGCCCCCUGAACAGCCCAUAAAACCAGACAAAAAUGAAAAAGUGCCGUCGGUAUGGUCUUGUGCUCUUGCUGGUGGGUUUGGAGGGCUAAUUGGUGACACUUCAAUGCAUUCUUUAGAUACUGUCAAAACAAGGCAGCAAGGUGCUUCCCAUAUGUUGAAAUACAGCAAUACACUGGUGGCAUACCGUACUAUCUUCCGUGAAGAAGGUUUUCGUAGAGGUCUCUACGGAGGAUAUAGUGCUGCUAUGCUUGGAUCACUACCGUCUUCAACAGUUUUUUUCCUAUCAUACGAAUAUGUGAAACGUCUCGCAAUUAACGAUUUUGGUGUGCCUGAAACUCCAGCUUUUCUUAUUGCUGGUUUUUUGGGUGACCUUUUUUCCUCGGUGUUCUAUGUUCCUUCAGAAGUUCUCAAAACUAGGUUACAAUUACAAGGUCAAUAUAACAAUCCCUAUUUUAAAUCUGGGUACAACUAUAAAGGCUUGAUUGAUGCAACUGUCUCAAUCAUUCGAAAUGAAGGGUGGAGUACCUUGUUUUAUGGCUACAAAGCAACACUGACAAGAGACUUGCCAUUUUCAGCUUUGCAGUUUACCUUCUAUGAGAAAUUCCGACAAUUGGCUUUUUCAUUAACAUCAGAUGAAGCUGUUGCUACUUUCGAACAAACCGAAGGGAGAUCAUUGCCUUUAUAUGCAGAACUACUUACCGGUGCUGCGGCUGGCGGUUUGGCAGGGACAUUAACCACGCCUUUGGAUGUUGUCAAGACAAGAAUGCAGACACAAAACGGCUCUUCCAAAGUUAUCCUAAAUUCCAACUCUAUUUUCUCCAGUUUGAAAACUAUUUACAGAACUCAAGGUUUCAAUGGAUUAUUCUCAGGAGUUGUUCCUCGGUUUGUUUGGACAUCCGUCCAAAGCUCGGUCAUGUUGCUGUUAUAUCAGGUCUUCUUAAAGGCGCUCAAUUCAGAUGAAAACGUCUUGGAGGGAUAG
Messenger RNA from Pichia kudriavzevii, 1098 nucleotides. RefSeq lists its product as uncharacterized. The record is from RefSeq and is a predicted model, not a curated record. The transcript has a single exon. Gene Ontology annotation, biological process: magnesium ion export from mitochondrion. Bases 1 to 1098 code for a protein of 365 amino acids. NCBI's taxonomy places the organism in Eukaryota, Fungi, Ascomycota, Pichiomycetes, Pichiales, Pichiaceae. Gene Ontology annotation, molecular function: magnesium ion transmembrane transporter activity.